This is a messenger RNA of Armigeres subalbatus, 6558 nucleotides long. RefSeq names its product myosin-VIIa-like. Gene Ontology annotation, cellular component: myosin complex; cytoskeleton. The coding region runs from base 217 to 6558 and encodes 2113 amino acids. NCBI's taxonomy places the organism in Eukaryota, Metazoa, Arthropoda, Insecta, Diptera, Culicidae. The record is from RefSeq and is a predicted model, not a curated record. Gene Ontology annotation, molecular function: protein binding; ATP binding; cytoskeletal motor activity. The transcript is spliced from 13 exons.
UAGUGGGACGUUCCGUUUCCGGUAAAAUCUUGCAAAAUCUUCAUUCUUUUAGUACAGACGGUUUCGGUUAGUGAUGAUUCAUGUGAAAAGAAUUCAGCGGAUUUAGUUGGAUUUGUGACAUGGCACAAUUGUUUUGUGAUAACAAGAAAGUGAAGAGUACCAGAUUCAAAUAACCUUUUGUGGAGGAAAAAUAAAAAUAAUCUUUUGUGGAGGAAAAUGGAUAUAAAACAAGAACUUGGUGAAUGGGUGUGGUUGGCACCGAAAAACCACGAUGAAUUCGAGAUUCCGUAUGCCGGGCGAGUACUUCGCACUCAUUCCGGGAAAACACUAAUUGUGGAUGACGAUGGUCAAGAAGUCUGGGUCACUGAUAGUGAUAUCAUCAAACCGAUCCAUGUAACGUCGCAAAGGACGGUAGAUGAUAUGAUAACGCUGGGUGACCUGCAGGAGUAUGCCAUUCUUCGAAAUCUAAUUGUGCGCUAUCGUCAAAAACAAAUCUACACAUACACCGGUAGCAUGCUGGUGGCGAUUAAUCCGUACGAAAUUCUACCGAUAUACACGUUCAACGAAAUCAAUCUGUAUAGAGAAAAGAAAAUUGGAGACCUCCCACCGCAUAUCUUCGCGAUUGGUGAUAGCGCAUACCAAGAGAUGCGUCGGGACGAAAGGGAUCAAUGCAUUGUGAUUAGUGGGGAAUCUGGGGCUGGGAAAACCGAGAGUACUAAACUGAUUUUGCAAUAUUUGGCUGCUACAAGUGGAAAGCAUUCAUGGAUUGAACAACAGAUCAUCGAGUCGAACCCAAUUUUGGAGGCGUUCGGAAAUGCGAAGACUGUCCGCAACGAUAACUCGUCUCGGUUCGGAAAAUACAUCGAUGUGCAUUUCAAUAAGGAAGGAGUUAUCGGCGGAGCAAAGAUCGAUCAGUACUUGCUGGAAAAGUCAAGAAUUGUGAACCAGAACAAGGGCGAGAGGAAUUAUCAUAUAUUCUAUUCCAUGUUGGCAGGAUUAAACAAAGAGGAGAAGAAGCUGCUAGAGUUAGAGGAUGCUUCAAAGUAUUACUAUUUGACACGAGGCCAAACGUUGACUUGCGAUGGACGAAGCGAUGCUGGCGAAUUUGCUGAUGUACGAGCCGCUAUGAAAAUGCUAUCGUUUAGUGAUCGUGACAUUUGGUCGGUAUUGAGUUUGCUGGCGGCAAUCCUGCAUCUGGGCAACGUGAAGUACAAGGCCACGACUGUGCAGAAUAUGGAUGCCGUCGAGGUGAACGACAACGUGAAUGUGACUAGAAUCAGCACCCUGUUGGGUGUGGCAAAGAACGCUUUGGUGCAAUCGCUGACAAGAAGAACCCGCAUUGCUCAAGGCGAGCGUGUAGUUUCACACAUUUCCAAGGAGCAGGCACUAGAAGCUCGGGAUGCGUUUGUAAAGGCCAUAUACGGAAAAAUAUUCGUCAUGAUUGUCGAUAAGAUUAACAGUGCCAUUUUUAAAUCGUCACCGAAGACGCGCAUUUGUAUAGGCGUCCUGGACAUCUUUGGAUUUGAGCAGUUUGAGACGAACAGCUUUGAGCAGUUGUGCAUUAAUUUCGCGAAUGAAAAUCUACAGCAAUUUUUUGUGAAACAUAUUUUUAAAAUGGAGCAAGCAGAAUAUACUCGUGAAGGCAUUAACUGGACCAACAUCGAAUUUAUUGACAAUCAAGAUGUGUUGGACAUGAUCGGUAUGAAAACGCUGCACAUCAUGGCCUUGAUAGACGAGGAAACUCGCUUUCCAAAAGGGACGGAUGUUACAAUGCUUUCUAAGUUACAUGCUACCCACGGGUCCAAAAGAAUCUAUCUGAAGCCGAAAUACGAUAAUGUACCGUCGUUCGGAGUACAGCACUUUGCUGGGACGGUAUUCUACAGUGUAAUUGGGUUCCUUGAAAAGAAUCGUGAUACUUUCAGUCCAGAUUUGAAAGAAUUGAUAACGAAAAGUAGUAACGAGUUCUUGCUGAAUUUAUUCAGUUCGGAUGAUACUUUAGACACUUCGAAGAGAUCUAUAACGUUAUCGCUACAGUUCCGAAAUUCUCUGGAAGCUCUGAUGAGAACACUUUCUGCAUGUCAUCCAUACUUCAUCCGUUGCAUCAAACCGAAUGAGUUGAAGAAACCAAAGAUAAUCGACAAUGCACUGUGUGUAAGGCAACUGAGGUAUUCUGGAAUGAUGGAAACUGCCAAAAUCAGAAAAGCUGGAUUCGCUAUACGACACAGCUAUUCAGAAUUUGUUGAACGAUAUCGACAUUUAGGCAAAAACAUUGGUCCAGCCCACAAAGUAGACUGUAUUACAGCAUCCAAACAAAUCUGUGCGCAAGUUUUGUCUGGGAUUCCUGACGACUACCAAUUUGGUAGAUCCAAAAUAUUCCUUAAAGAAAGUCACGAUGCGUUGUUAGAAUCAGAGCGUUCCCGAGUGUAUCUGUACUACGUUGUGCUAAUUCAGAGAGCUUUCCGUCGCGUACUAUUCUUCAAGUACAUUCGUAGAUAUCGUUGGGCUGCUAUCACAAUACAAAAACAUUGGAGAGCGCGUGGAUACCGAUCGAACUACUUGAUAAUCGUAAAAGGUUACCGAAGACUUCAAGCAGUAGUAAAAUCUCGUGAGUUGACGUACAAAUUUGGUAGACUUCGGGAAGCCAUUAUUCAUCUGCAAGCACAUUGUCGUGGGUACCUGAGUCGUAAAAAUCUAAGGGAUAAAAUUACUUACAAAGCUCAACGUAUGAACGAGCUGUUAGCUUUGAGACGGAAAGAAGAAAUACAAUUCAAGCAGUCUGGAAAUAAGCGCUGGAGAGAGGAUGCAGAGCACAACUAUUGGUUGCGCGUAGACGAGCUGAAUCAGGAAUUGGCCACGGAGGCAGAAAUGCGAAAACCCGUAGAGAUGGCUCAACCGUAUCAGACAAUCGACGUCGAAGAAAACAAUAAAGUGGUUGAUGAUGUUUUCAAUUUUCUCAACGACACUACGAGCCCAGAACCGGUCCCUAAGAGAUCGUUUGCCCAGCAGGACGAAGUCCCCGCAGAAACCGUCUCGUUUGCCAAUGGUGAAAAUUUUCCCUACCGCGAGGAUUUAUCCGACUAUAACUUUGCCAAGUACGCGGCCACGUACUUCGCCAACAAUGCGUCUUAUCAGUUCAGCAAGCGCAAGCUUAAAUCCUCGCUGUUAGACUUACCCAGUCCGGCCGACAUCAUUUCUGCACAGGCACUAUGGAUUACUAUUCUACGUUUCAUGGGCGAUAUGGCGGAGGCGCGAUACGAAGAAGAUAAUGAGCAAGCUAAAAACAGGCCCGUUAUGCAGAAGUUGACCGUCACGCUGGGGCGCAAUUUCGCUAAAACAAAAGACUUUCAGGCUUUUCAGCAAAAGCUAUCUGAGCACGAGCGGAAGUUGAUUCACCGAACGUUGAAACGGAAAACAAAGAUACCGUCUGAGCUGAAAGCGAUAGUUGAGAAUACGGAUGAAAUUUCGGAUUAUCAGGAAUUUUUAAACAAUAGAAGCUCAAACCUUGACAAGCUGCAUUUUAUAAUUGGGCAUGGUAUUCUGAACAAGCAGCUUAGAGAUGAGAUCUACUGUCAGAUUUGCAAGCAACUGAUGAACAAUCCGAGCUCUACGUCAUAUGCAAAAGGGUGGAUCUUAUUGUCACUGUGCGUUGGGUGCUUUCCACCAUCGACACGGUUUGAAAAAUAUUUGAGAUGUUUUAUUCGCGAAGGUCCCCAGUUGUAUGCUCCGUUCUGUGAGCACAGACUUGAUAGAACGGUUCAGAAUGGAGCUCGGCGACAGCCUCCAUCUUGGUUGGAGUUGCAGACUACCAAAACCAAGAAGCCGAUAGUGGUUUCCGUCACAAUGAUGGAUGGUUCUAGUAGGAAUGUAGACAUCGAUUCAGCUACGACGGCGGAAGAGAUGUGUGCAAAGCUAGCGAAUGGCAUUGGAUUGAAGGAUGACUUCGGAUUCUCUAUUUUUGUGAUGCUACAAGAUAAAGUUUUGCCGUUACAAAGCGGACGAGAGUUUAUUAUGGAUGCCAUAUCUAAUUGUGAGCAGUAUGAGAAAGAGCAGGGAGGAAAUGAACGCAAUGCUGUCUGGAAGAUAUUCUUCCGAAAGGAAAUGUUUGUACCGUGGCAUGAUCCAGCUUUUGAUGCGGUUGCUACUAAUUUGAUCUACGCUCAGAUUGUACGGGGAUUCAACCUAGGGGAGCUGAUUAGCACUUCCGAUAAAGAUAUUGCUAUGUUGGUAGCUUUGCAGUACUACGCAGAAUACGGACAUGAGAUGAAUGUAAAGACACUGCAAGAGCGUUUGAAGGAUUAUUUGCCAAGGAACCUAAUUAGACCAGAUACUACAGCCCGUUGGUUGCAGUUGAUUGAAAUGGCAUUCAAAAGAAGCCGCUGUGUAAAGGAAGGCUUACAGAGAAUAGUUGCAAAGGAAGACAUUGUUCUGUUUGCCAAACUUACAUGGGGUAUGAUGUUUUCGAGAUUUUAUGAAGCUGUUCAAACUGAUGGAACUAAACUCCCGUCCAGUAAUGUGAUGAUUGCGGUUAAUUGGUCUGGCGUUUACUUUGUCGAUGAUCAGGAACAGGUUUUAGUGGAACUAUCGUAUCCGGAAAUCGUUCAAAUGGAAGGCGAUGAAGGUGGUGAUUCAAGUGAAGUCGGGACGCUCUACAUUAGUACUAUCCAAAAGGAAGACUAUGUGUUCAAAUCGUUCGAGGCAAAGCCUCUCACUGAUCUAGUAAAUUACAUUUUGAGGGAGUUGCGUAAUAGAAGUAUAUAUGCGGUGGCUGUUCGUACCCACAGUAGCGAAGAACAAACGGAAUCGAUGUUGAGCUUGCUGAAAGGUGAUUUAGUAACACUGGGACAAGGAUUCACGGGAGAAUCGAUUUUGGCCGAGGACGCCACUUGGGGUUAUGGAGAGUCGAAUGGAAAAACCGGUUACUUCCCGACUGAAGUUAUUUACGUAUUACCAACCAUCAUGCCUCCAUCAGCAACUGUAUUGAGUCAUUAUAGAAGAGAAGGUGUGCUUAAACCUAGGAAGCAUGCCACUCCGAAUUACAACACAAUUCAAAGAAGGCGAAUGUACACUUUGCAGAGAUACGCUUCAGAAUAUUUCAGAGCACCGAUCAGUUUGGCAUCGUCAUCUGCAACAUUAAACAGUGUUAGAAAAUCAACAUCUGAGGAACUUUGGAAGCACACUAGGGAGCCAAUGAAAGCACCGCUAUUGCAGAAACUACAUCAAGAUAAAACCAGAGCCGAUACGGCGGUUGCAGUGUUCACGUGGAUUUUGAAGUACAUGGGAGACCUGCCAAAGGGACGUGAGAUGGUUGAUACAGACAUGAUUUUCGGUCCAGCAUUGAGCGAUGAUCUUCUGAGAGAUGAACUAUAUUGCCAGAUCAUGCGGCAACUCACUGAUAACCACAUUCAGAUCAGUGAAGAACGUGGCUGGGAUCUUCUUUGGCUCGCAACCGGAGUAAUGCUUCCGAGUCAACAAGUACUGAAGGAACUGUUCGAGUUCCUUAAGACCAGAAAACAUCCAAUCGCUACAGAAUGCCUCCAGAGAAUUCAGAAAACCUUGAAACUUGGUCACAGAAAAUACCCUCCCUACAUAGUGGAAGUAGAAGCUAUCCGUGUACGAACGGUGGAAAUCUAUCAUAAGGUUUAUUUCCCAGAUGAUACGGAUGAAGCUUUCCAGAUAGAGUCAUCUACCAAGACCAAAGACUUGGUGCAGACGAUCACCAAGCGGUUGGAGUUGAAGUCAAGUGAAGGUUUUAGUUUGUUCAUCAAGAUCGGCGAUAAGGUGUUCUCUAUUCCGGAGGAGUACUUCAUCUUCGACUUUAUCUACGAACUGAUGGAAUGGAUACGGGAAACUCUUCCAUCCAGGUCAAACGAUAAUCGUAUUCAGUGUGAGUAUCAGCUAUUCUUCAUGAAGAAGCUGUGGAUCAAUGUGGUUCCAGGAAAGGACCCAUGUGCAGAUGAAAUGUUCUAUUUCUAUCAGGAGGUGCCGAAGUUUUUACAGGGGUACUAUAAAGUAUCCAAAAAUGAGGCAAUAGAUCUGGCCGGGUACAUUUUCUGGGCUACUUAUGAAGAGGCGGACAUACAGCUACUGCAUAAAUCAUUCCCUGAAAUGAUGUUAUCGCUGGUUCCAGAAGAUGCCAUCAGAAUGCAAAAGGCUGAUCAAUGGAAAAAGGAUAUCGUUGCUAGAGUUAAUUCCUUGAAUGGAAUAAGUCAAUCAACGGCAAAGUUGGAGUUCCUUAAGAUUGUUCACAACUUUAUCAUGUUUGGUUCUACUUUUUUUGUUACUAAACAGACUACGGAUCAAAACCUUCCAGAAACGCUGCUGAUUGCUAUCAAUAAACAAGGGUUCAAUUUGAUCGAUCCACGCACAAAAGACCUAUUAGCGCAGUAUAGCUACAUGGAGCUUAAUUUUUGGAGUUCGGGAAAUACUUAUUUCCACAUCAAGUUUGGCAACAUGAUGGGAUCAUCCAAACUACUUUUGGAGACCAAACAAGGCUACAAAAUGGACGACCUUUUGACGUCUUACAUUCGCCACUUCAAAACUCAAGCGCAACGAAACUAG